Molecule: messenger RNA, 1914 nt
Organism: Nicotiana tabacum (common tobacco)
Lineage: Eukaryota; Viridiplantae; Streptophyta; Magnoliopsida; Solanales; Solanaceae
Source: RefSeq, a predicted model, not a curated record
AUGGAACCUGAUAUUCCAAAAACUUCUUUUAGAACCCACCAUGGCCAUUUUGAAUUCUUGGUGAUGCCUUUUGGCUUAACCAAUACCUCAUCUACUUUUCAGAGCUUGAUGAACCAAAUCUACCUCCCUUAUUUGAGGAAGAUUAUUUUGGUUUUCUUUGAGGAUAUACUAGUGUACAGCUCUUCUUGGGGUGAUCACUUGAUACACUUGGAGAAAACCUUUGAGGUUUUGAGAACUAACACACUAUUUGUUAAACAAAGCAAAUGUACUUUUGGUGAAACUCAGGUAGAUUAUCUGGGGCAUAUAAUCUCUGAACAUGGAGUUGCAAUGGAUGGACAGAAGAUAACAGCACUACCCAGCUGGCCCCAACCUUUUUCUAUCAAAUCACUCAGGGGAUUCUUAGGUCUUACUGGUUAUUACAGACGUUUCAUUAAAGAGUAUGGGGCUAUUUCUAGGCCUUUAACUAAUCUCUUAAAGAAGGGGAAUUUUGCAUGGAAUGAGGCUGCAACUCAAGCAUUUGAAGAACUGAAGAAAUUGAUGAUUUUAGCUCCUGUCUUGGCAUUGCCAGAUUUCUCUAAGGAAUUUAUUGUAGAGACUGAUGCUUCAGAAGAUAGUAUUGGUGCAGUACUUACUCAAGAAAUCAGACCUAUUGCUUUCUAUAGUAAGGGAUUAUCUGAAAAGAACAAGGCCUUAUCAGUAUAUGAGAAAGAGUUGUUGGCAUUGAAAGGGAAAGACAAUAUUGCUGCAGAUGCUUUGUCAAGAAAAGAGGAACCAGCUCAACUCUGCAGUAUCUCAGGAGUUCAGGUGGAUUUGUUAGAAGAAGUCAAGCAAUCCUGGCUCAAGCAAGAUUUUUAUUGGAAGAAAAUGAAGCAAACAGUCUACACUUUUGUAAGAGAGUGUGACACCUGUCAAAGAUGCAAAAAUGAGAAUGUAGCAUACCCAGGUUUGCUACAACCAUUACCUAUUCCUGAUAAGGUAUGGCAAGAUCUUUCCAUGGACUUCAUUGAGGGGUUACCAAAGGCCAAAGGCAAGGAGGUGAUUUUUGUGGUAGUUGACAGAUUGAGUAAAGUUGCUCACUUCAUGGCUUUAAAACACCCUUACACUGCAUUAGAGAUGGCUCAGGUAUUCAUAGAUAAUGUUUUUAAACUCCAUGGUAUGCCUAAAUCUGUGGUGUCUGAUAGAGAUGUGAUUUUCACCAGUAAAUUUUGGAAAGAGCUGUUUAAAUUGCAGAAGGUGUCCCUGCUUACUUCUACUACGUAUCACCCUCAGACAGAUGGACAAACUGAGGUGGUAAAUCGAUGUUUGGAAUGUUAUUUGAGAUGCAUGAUAAGUGAUAGACCUCAAGAAUGGCCCCAGUGGUUACCCUUGGCAGAAUGGUGGUACAACACUGCCUAUCACUCAACUAUCAAGAUGACACCUUAUGAGGUUGUUUAUGGUCAGAAACCACCCCCUCUUUUACCCUAUAUGCCACUUGAUUCUCAAUUAGAAGUGGUAGACAGAAGCCUACAAGUAAGGGAGGCCACAUUGAGGACAGUCAAGUUCCACUUGUUGAGAGCUCAGAAUAGAAUGAAGUCCCAAGCAGAUAAAGGUAGAACUGAUAGGAACUAUGAGGUAGGAGACUGGAUUUAUGUUAAACUGGUGGGUCCAGUAGUUUAUACACUGGCUCUACUUGCUCACUCAAAGAUCCAUCCCACUUUCCACAUAUCUCAGCUUAAGAAGAAGCUUGGUUCUCAUCCAGUCUCACCAGUUCUUCCUAUUGUUCAUGCUGAGCAUGGUCAUGUGUUACUCGAACUAGAAGCUAUCUUGGAUAAAAGGUUGGCUCCCAAGAAUGGCAAAGCUACGGCUCAGAUUCUAGUGAAGUGGUUGAAUGCAACACCUAAAGAUAGUACAUGGGAAGAUUGGCAGGACUUCUAG